UCAGAUUGUGCAACAGACACAGACCUGCUGCACUCCUGCAGAGUCACUCGGGCGCUCAGAACCCAGCAGAGAUGGUAAAACUGAUGGAAGAUGAGGUGAUGGUGGCCUUCGCCACCUACGCCACCAUCGUCAUUGUGAAGAUGAUGCUGAUGGCGCCAUUGACCGCGUACUACCGUAUCAGACGAGGGGCGUUUUCCAACGAAGAAGAUGUGGGCACAAAGUCUGCAGAGGAGAAAAAGAAGCUGCUAAGAACGGACCCGGACGUGGAGCGUGUUCGAAGAUGCCAUCAGAAUGAUCUGGAGAACAUCGUUCCGUUCUUGGUGUUGGGCCUGCUCUAUGCCCUGACCGGACCUGAUCUCUGGACCGCUUUGCUGCACUAUCGCCUCUUCACCGGGUCUCGAAUCUUCCACACCAUUUCCUACGUUGCCGCUCUGCCCCAACCCUGCAGGGGUCUGUCCUGGCUCGUGGGCUUGGUGACCACCUUCUCCAUGGCCUACAAGGUGCUCAGCACAGUCCUGCUCCAGUAGGUGUUGAACCAUCACCAGCACUCGUCUACUUCACUCAAGCAAAUGUUGCUCUGCAGCGCCACGUAAAUUCUUAGAUUAGCCUUAAAUCAUGCUGCGGUGAUCGAAUGGGGCUCGGUUUGUGAUUCUUAUUAUUACAGGUGUAUUUUGGGGGCCUGCGCGGUAAAAUGAACAGACAGAUGGAGGUAAACGUUCUGAGCUGGUGUGCAGUUGCAGUAACCCUCCCACAUAUUGCACAAUCUGUGACUAACUUCCACAAACCUCAAACACCCACAAGAAAAACCUGUUUUAUCUCUCAGGAACUGUGCAGAUCAAAGUCGGUGGUGAUUCUGAACUGUGUGAAAAACAGUAAACCUGAGUGUCUAAGUAUCUCCACAUUUAGAAGUAACUUCAUUAAUGACAAUAGAGAUCAGAAUCCUGCACUGGAACCUGAAACAAACCAUUCACACGUGAAGGCAGCAACAACAGCAGGCCAGAUAUGUGCAAAAUAUGACAUUUUUAUGGUAAAAGCACCAAAAAGAGUACAAGUUUCACCUGUCAAAAAAUGACAACUGAAGAGUUUCUAAACACAAUAAACUUUUUUUUUCUGUA
Thalassophryne amazonica is the source of this 1115-nucleotide messenger RNA. RefSeq names its product microsomal glutathione S-transferase 1-like. Gene Ontology annotation, molecular function: glutathione transferase activity. The transcript has 4 exons. The record is from RefSeq and is a predicted model, not a curated record. NCBI's taxonomy places the organism in Eukaryota, Metazoa, Chordata, Actinopteri, Batrachoidiformes, Batrachoididae. Gene Ontology annotation, cellular component: membrane; mitochondrion. Bases 72 to 527 code for a protein of 151 amino acids.